Molecule: messenger RNA, 360 nt
Organism: Puccinia triticina
Lineage: Eukaryota; Fungi; Basidiomycota; Pucciniomycetes; Pucciniales; Pucciniaceae
Exons: 5
Coding region: 1-360 (119 amino acids)
Biological process (GO): negative regulation of translation; translation
Cellular component (GO): mitochondrial large ribosomal subunit; ribosome
Molecular function (GO): structural constituent of ribosome; mRNA binding
Source: RefSeq, a predicted model, not a curated record
AUGUAUUCUCCAGCAACCAGGACUGGUAUAGGAUUCGUUCGGCUAUGGAGGCACGUUGAUGCCAAGGAUCAAGUCUUGGGUCGUCUGGCCUCAUUGAUAGCCCACAAUUUGAUGGGCAAACACAAGCCGAUUUUCGACCCUCGAAUCGAUGUUGGUGACUAUGUUGUAGUGACCAAUGCGAGACAUGUUCAAGUGACUGGGAAAAAAGAGGACCAGAAAGUCUACUACUCUCACAGUCAAUAUCCGGGUGCCUUGAAAGCGACCCCUUACAAACAACUGAUGGACCAAAACCCCACAAUGAUUCUGAGGAAGGCACUUGCCUUCGAUGCAAAGUCGAUGGAAUGGACUUGGAACAAAUGA